Molecule: messenger RNA, 1479 nt
Organism: Trichoderma breve
Lineage: Eukaryota; Fungi; Ascomycota; Sordariomycetes; Hypocreales; Hypocreaceae
Product: sugar transporter domain-containing protein
Exons: 2
Coding region: 1-1479 (492 amino acids)
Biological process (GO): carbohydrate transport; transmembrane transport
Cellular component (GO): membrane
Molecular function (GO): carbohydrate:proton symporter activity
Source: RefSeq, a predicted model, not a curated record
AUGGCUCCAUCUGCGGUCACUUCUCCCGGCAACGCUGUGCUAUUAGCGAAGGUGACUAACAACACUCACCCACUAUGGUGGAGAGACCCGGGUCUACGAAGUCUCAACAUCCUUCUCUUGUCGUGUUUUCUCGGCUCCAUAGCAAACGGCUAUGAUGUCUCUCUCAUCUCUGGACUCGAGGCGAUUCCCCGCUGGUUCGAAGACAUAUCUGGAGCCAAGAAUGUCAACACUCUUGGGCUCCUUAUCGCGGCCUACUCCUUUGGCGGCGUUGUCUCUUUCUUUCCAGCACCCUGGGUGGCUGAUAAGCUGGGUCGUCGGUGGGGGAUAAUAAUUGGAGACGUGGGCAUAAUCGUGGCCGUCAUCGGGCAGUGCUUCUGCAAGACGGCCGUCCAGUUCCUCGGCACCCGCCUCGUACUCGGCUUCUUUUCUCUCUUCAACUCCAUCAGUUCAACAGCGCUUCUCUCAGAGCUUGCCCACCCCCGCCAGCGAGCUAUCGUCGGUGCCCUCUUUAACACCUUUUUCUUUGUAGGCGCCAUCACGGCUGCUUGGACAUCCUUUGGGAGCCACAGUAUCGACAACAGCUGGUCAUGGAGGACGCCUGUCAUUACACAGCUCUUUUGGACGAGUGUGCAGCUUGUGUUUGUCCUAUUUACUCCAGAGUCUCCGCGUUGGUUGGUAAAUAAUCAGCGGCUCGACGAGGCUAAAAGCACCUUAGCCAAGUAUCACGCCAAUGGUGAUGAGACUGACGAACUCGUCAUUGUCGAGUUUUCCGAGAUUUGCGCCUCAGUCGAGCUUUCCAAGAGCUCAAAGGUGACUUGGGCAUCUUUGUUUGCUACCCCUGGCAACCGGAGGAGAGUUUUCAUCUGUCUCGGGCUCGGUCUCGCUACGCAGUGGGUUGGUAAUGGCAUUAUUAGCUACUAUUUUGCACCGGUGCUUGAGACGGUCGGCAUCUCCAAUCCAACUCAACAGCAGGGCAUCAACGGUGGUUUGCAGAUUUACAACUGGUUUUUGUCAAUUGCCGGAGCGAUGCUAGCUGAAAGGGCUGGGCUCUUCGCUAACACAGGAAAUUCCUCUUCCGGUACAGCGGUUAUCGUGUUCCUGUUCCUGUUCUUAGGCGGCUACGUUAUCGGCUUCACACCAAUCCCUAUUUUAUACGUCAACGAGAUUUGGCCGACAGAACUUCGGGCCAAGGGCGGAUCCGUGUAUUGGCUCUCGCAAACGUUAGCAGUUUGCUUCAACCAGUAUGUGAAUCCCAUUGCCCUCCGUGAGAUUCAAUGGCGAUACUACUUUGUCUACGUCGGCGUUCUGAUUGCCGUCAUAAUUUUUGUUUACUUCUUUGUUCCCGAGACGAAGGGGAGUUCCUUGGAGGAGGUCGCGGGUAUUUUUGACAAGGAGUAUGCGGUGGCAGUGUCCCAGCCUCUCAGCAACGCAUUGAGAAAGGAGGAGACUGAGGUAGCAACCGUUGAAAACGCACCUUGA